Molecule: messenger RNA, 2228 nt
Organism: Oryctolagus cuniculus (rabbit)
Lineage: Eukaryota; Metazoa; Chordata; Mammalia; Lagomorpha; Leporidae
Source: RefSeq, a predicted model, not a curated record
UCCUCACUGACUUUAGCUUGGAUUUUAGGGGCCUUCCUAAGAAGCAGGCUACUGUCUUUGGGAAAUGAUAGGAAAAGGAGGUUUAGACUCCAACUGAGUGCCCUUCAACCUGGGAUCCUGACCCCAUCCAGGUCUCCCAGGCACUGAGGGAUGGGGCUGUGUUUGCAGAAUUGUGCACAGUCAAGGGGAUGGCAUCAGGGCAGGAGAGGAACAAUCAGCAGCCCAGAGGGCCUUGGGAGCUCUUCCUGCUGGAAGGGUCCAUGUCCUGGACCUGGAGGAAGUGACCUCACUUCCUUGGUGACGGGCCACAACAGAACAUGGAACUCUGGUAACCAGGCACCCACAUUCUAGUGGUAGCCAUUGCCAGCUCACUUGAUAGGAAACGUUGCAGGGAGAACUAUGUUCCCUUGCUGCUGCCCUUCAAGGCGAGGCUCUCGCAGAGCCAAAGCCCAGAAUGAAGGUCUCUUCCAGCGUGUAACACGCUGGCUGAGCUCUCACUAUGGACGCCUGUGGCCACGGGGGAGGAGGCAGCCACAGGGCUCCACGCUGGAGAUCAGCAAUGAUUCCCAUGAGGAACUCAUCUUCUCAGGCAACGGACAGUUUGGAGGUGUGUCCACACUGCACCUGGCAGAGGUCUGCCCCCUGCGGAGCCUGCAGCCAUGCACCGGGGCAAAGCUGGAGGAGUCCCUGGUCCUGGCCUCCCCAGGAAGAACCAUUGCUUACCUGUCCACUCUGCUGUGCUCAUAUGACGACUUCAGUACUGUUCCGUAUUUCCUGGACCAGAUAUUCCAUAGCAACAUGGCUUCCUUCCUGGGACGCUGCAGAGACCUGUACGAGGCAGAGCUCCAUGGCCGCACCAGCCUUCCACUGCUGAAGAUGAAGGUGGGCUGCAAGCCUGUCAGCCUUCCUGGAGGAGAUCUGGGGACCCAGGUGUACUUUCUGUAUGCCCUGCCCGGACACGUCCAGCACCCUGAGGCCAAAGCAGACGCUCCUGCUCUGCGUGCAGGGCCAGCACCCUUCUGCGUACUGGCUCUGGAGCCAGCUGCAGCACCACUGGCUCAGCCAGGACCUGCUCCAGAGUCAGGGCCAGCUUCCCCAUGGGGCCUGCCCCCAAGCGCACAAUCAGCACCAGGGCCAGCUCCACAGGCCUCCUCUGGCUGGGCUGGGACUGCAGAGAGGCUGCUUGGGGAGGAGAUGGUUGACAUCACCGCCUUCUCCCCCAGGACGAUGGCAGAACAGCUCACGCUUCUGGAUGCGGAGCUGUUCCAGAAGGUCGUGCCCUUCCACUGCCUGGGCUCCGUCUGGACCGAGCGCAACAAGAGAGGCAAGGAACACCUGGCCUCCACUGUCCGUGCCACCGUCCAGCAGUUCAACUGCGUGACAAAUUGUGUAGUAACCACAUGUUUGAAGGACCCCAAAAUGAAGGCCACGGACAGGGCCCGUGUGGUGGAGCACUGGAUCAAGGUGGCCAAGGAGUGCCAGACCCUCAGGAACUUUUCCUCGGUCCACGCCAUCCUGUCUGCUCUGCGGUCCACCUCUCUUUACCGUCUGAAAGAGACGUGGGGAGAAGUCUCCAGGAAAUGCUGCAAAAAAUUUGAGCACCUGUGUGAGAAGGACAAUGGCUUGAGCAGGGAUCGGCUCACCAAGAAGGGAGCCUUCAAGCUUGCUUCCCGGGAGAAGAAUCCGCAGAGAGCACAGAUGAGGCUGCGGAAACAACAGAAGGGAGUCGUCCCCUUUCUUGGCACCUACCUGACAGACCUGGUGAUGCUGCACACUGCGAUGGGGGACUCUGUGCAUCAGGCUGACAUCAGCUUCCAGAAACUGAAUAAGGAAAUUACAGUCCUGCAAGAAAUCCAACUGCUACAGGUGGCAGCGAGCAAGUAUUAUUUUAAGCGUGAUGAGGAGUUUGUCGUGUGGUUCCGGUCUGUGGAGUUUCUCACGGAGAACGAGAGCUACGCCCUCUCCUGCCAGCUGGAGCCCUCAGCGAAGAGGCCUGCAGUGGCCUCAAGGCCAUGAACGCCAUUGUGAUGCCCUGGUAUUGGAACCUCAGGAGCAGAUCUGAGCUCAUUGUGAGCCUGGUGCCUGGGAUAGUGGCCUCCCUGCUGUGAAGCUGAGGCCUGCGUUGUAUCAGUUUAAUUGCCCCACUUAUGUUUUCUCUUUUUCCUAUUUAACUAUAGUCACUGUUAGUAACUCCCUAUUAGAAUUUUAUUAAAGUUAAUAUAAAUAUG